UUGUGCACAGUUGCAGUCGCAUAUAACUGUUGCAGUGCUUGCACGAACGGCCAAUUCGAUGUCGUGAAACGACUGCUCGAGUCCGACUAUGAUCACAUUUUGGUAAAUCAGAACACUAAAGACACGGUGCUUCAUGCCGCCGUAUCGUCCCAGAAUGUGGAUGUGUUACAAAUCGUGCUUGAGGCAUUCCCGGCUUUGAUUGCAAAUUCUAACUGCGAUGGUUGUUCAUGCCUUCACUGGGCUGCUGAAAGCGGCUCUACGGAGAUCGUGAAGUGCCUUCUCGAAUUCGAGUUUCCCGAGCAGUACAUCAAAGAGAUUGAUUUGUUGUCAUGUCCUCCUUACCGGUCCGCUAUCGACGUAAAUCACGGGGACAACGAAUGCAGGACCGCGUUGUAUCGAGCUGCCUCAAAAGGUCACACGAGCGUCCUCCAGUACAUGUUAGCGUUUCGAUGCCUGUUCACUGAUGGCCAGAUGCGAUGUCCUUUUCAACUGGAUGUGUACUGUAGUCGCGGCAGAACUCCUCUGAUGGUCGCUGCCUACAAUCAGUCCAUUCCUGUACUUACCCUCCUGUUAGACGCUGGUGCUGAUGUGAAUCUGCCUCUGGCGAUUCUGGAUUCAGAAACGUGCGAGGAAGCUCGAUGUGUUGGUUCUGGUGCGCUUGUGGAGGCGACACGAUCCGAUGCGAUUCAUAUUGUACACUUUCUGCAUGACCGAGGAGCACUCGAUACUGACAAUCGAGCUUUGCGCCUAGCUGCUAAGAAUAAUAACCUCAAAUUAAUACGGGUCUUUUUAACACGGCUUGUUUAUCCAGAUCCAGAAUAUAAAGUGAACAAAAAGAACAUCGAUGUUGGACAGAUUCAAGUGGGUCAGAACUUACUGCCCUCGUCGUUGUGUCCCUCCCGAGCUGCAAUGCUGAACUGGAACUCUGCUUCGCUGGAUGCAUUAGAGUCUGACUGGUUCAUCGCAGCUGCUCUUCAAAUUAAUCCUCGCCUUCGUACUACUAGGUUGUCAUUGGCUGCUAUAACACGGGUUGAUCUUUCAUGUAACCGACUAACAGUGUUCCCAUCAAUUCUAUUCCAAAUGCCUUCUCUCAGAUCUCUUAAUCUUGCCGAAAAUCUCAUAACUUCCAUUGACAUGCCUGGUUUUUAUGUCACUUCCACGUCACUUGAGAUUCUGAAUCUCAAACAAAAUCGAUUGGAGUCACUUUCUCCCCAGUUCUUGUCCUCAUUGCCUCAGCUAACAACACUCGACAUCUCUCGCAACUGCCUGAAGCCAGUUACCGGAAUUCAUCUGGUUAUGUCCUUCACUGAAAGAAAUCAACGCUUCAUCAAAUCAUCUUUCAUCACUCCCUAUGUAAGUAUCGGUGAUGCCAUUGAGGAGCCGUCGAAUGUGCUUACCAAACCGCUGAUCCGGCAAAACGUGUGGCAGUCCGUAAUCAAUUUAUCCAAGGUGGAUGAUGACAGCUUCUUUCCUGAUUUUCCCGUGACAUCGUCGAGUACGCUUACGACGUUGAAUCUCUCUGCAAACAGGUUCCAAGUAUUCCCGUUUUGCCUUGCAUGUACAUGCCCACGUCUGUUGUCUCUGAACAUGAGCUUUAACCAGCUGGUAUCGCUACCUCCAAUUCAAUGCAUUCCUGCACACGUGCGGAAUCUCGACUUUUCCGGCAACCUUAUCAAGGAACCGUUCCAAUUGCCUUCAAUUGUACAUACAGUUUGUCAUGCUGUGACUCCAUCAACAGACUCAACGACAAUUGCAGUUCGUCGGCCAAGAAGUCCUGCUAGGCAAAAUCGGAGCAGAUCAAAGUCGGCUGUGCGUUCUCAGCGAUCGCUUUCUGUUUCUCGGCAUCAGCCUGACAUUCAGUUGGAGGAAGCUUGUCAGCACAAGCAACAUGAUACAUUAGAAUGGCUAAAGACCCUGAAUAUCAGUACCAAUCAACUGGAAUCUAUUCCUAUAAAUGCUAGUUCCAACAUGAUAAAAGUGAUCAAUGCUGAUAUAUCACGAUUGAGCAGUUUAUCUGUGUUGAAUCUGUCAGGGAACAAAGGAAUUCAAACAUUACCCCCAGAACUCGGAAUGUUAUCACGGUUGUGGUCUCUUUCAUUGAAGGGCUGCCAAUUGAAGGAGCCGCUGGACUCGAUGGUGAACACGGAAAAUUGCAAAACUGUUGAGAUUGUAGCUCAUUUGAAGACCAUUCUGGAAGAGUCCAAAACUUACCAUCACCUCCGACUUCUAAUUUUGGGAAGCGAUGGUGUCGGAAAAAGUCAACUGUGGGACGGUCUUCGUUCAGAAGCUGUGCAAAAGAAAUCUCCAUCUCAGGGUGAAAGCGUUCGCAUAGCUGAGUGGAAGUUUGAAGCAAAGAAGCAGAAAGGCGAGGCUGCUCUUGGUCCGAUCGGCUUCUCCGCAUGGGACUUCACCGGCCAAAGGGAGUAUCAUGCCACGCACCAUUACUUUCUCACCCGUCGAACGCUUUAUGUUGUUGUUUGGAGGGUGAUUGAUGGGGAUCUGGCCCUUCAUGAUGUCCAGAGAUGGCUCAUCAACAUCCAGGCUCGAGCUCCAAACUCAUGUGUCGUUUUGGUUGGAACUCACACCGAUCAAAUCUCCUCAAAUCCAACAAAGUUCUCUCACGGCUUUCUUGAAGAAAUGGAGAGCAAAAUUCGGUCGCGGUUCAUGAUUGUUGAUGCAGACAAGCACGGCUUACCCCGUGUUCUUGACCUGGUUUUGGUUAAUGGCAAAGCAAAAAGUGAUAUCAAGAACCUUUUGAAUGUGAUCUACACCUCUGGUUGGGAAGUCAGAAUUGGCAAGGAACGUGCACUAGAUCAGCAAAUUCCAUCCGCCUACAUAGCAAUGUUAAAAGUGGUCCGCGAAUUGCAUGUUGAAUUACGAAGGGAUACAACAUCGGCGAUAAUGACAGCCGAGCAAUUUCGCGAUCGGACAAAACAACGAAUGGUUUCUAAGUUUGGAAGAACAUUUAGAGAUGACAUUGAAUUUCGCGGCGUUUGUGGAUUUCUACAUGAUAGCGGCGAAAUUGUUCACUUCGAGGAUGCUGCCUUAAGACAGCUGAUCUUCGUGGAUCCUCUUUGGCUUGCCGAUUAUCUUGCUGCCAUCGUUGCAUUGAGGUCUCCUCAUCGCGCAGCCGGUCUUCUUUCUCAGGAUGCACUGGUGCCCUUGAUAAAACAGUUUCGAUGUGUUGACUACGGUGCACCACUUCGUGGAUCUCUGUUGGAUCUGCUGCAGAAAUGCGAGCUGGCACUUCCAUGCCUUGCACGGUUGCUUGUUGUACCCGCUCUUUUGCCUGAUGAGUAUCGACUCAGAGCUGACUAUCAUGCCGCUUGUGUGAAAGUGAGUUCGAAAUCCAUAAAA
Messenger RNA from Cooperia oncophora, 3357 nucleotides. The record is from the annotation of a GenBank genome assembly. NCBI's taxonomy places the organism in Eukaryota, Metazoa, Nematoda, Chromadorea, Rhabditida, Trichostrongylidae.